AUGAGCAUCAAUGCUGUUCAUGUAGAGCAAGCAAUUAAAGCUAUUGAGAAGGGCUAUCAAGUUCUCUGCGAGAAGCCACUGAGCAUCAACAUCGAUAUAUCCGUUGUAGAUGCUCAUAAGAAAGCCCUUAGAACUCACCCCAACCAAAAGGUCAUAUGUGCAUUCUCCCGCCGCUUCGAUGCCUCCUACCGCGAAGCAUACCAGAAGAUGUUCGUCGAAUAUGCCAAAACCAGCGGUGGGAUCUUCCUUGACUGUUCCAUUCACGACAUUGACCUGAUGCUGCGGUUCAUCGGUGAGAACUACAAGCUCAAGAGUGUGCAAGCUGUCGGUGUCACCACUGUUUAUCACAGGCUCGACUCAACCAAAGACCACGACAGUGAGACAGCUACCAUUGAAUUCCAAGGUGGUCGAGCUGCUACGCUGUACUGCUCGCGCAUGAUGACUGCAGGACAGGAAGACACCACGGAGAUUAUCUGCGAGAGGAGCUCUCUGAAGGUGAACAUGCAGGGAAGGAAGAAUCAUGUUGAAGUCUAUGACUUAGACAGUGCCCGGCGUGAGCUUCCGCAGCAUUACUAUGAACGCUUCAGGGAGGCUUUCGCUACUGAGGCCAGCGAGUUUACUGAUUGCUGCUUGGAUAACAAACCUACGCGUGUGCCUCUUUAG
Aspergillus glaucus CBS 516.65 is the source of this 663-nucleotide messenger RNA. RefSeq lists its product as uncharacterized. The coding region runs from base 1 to 663 and encodes 220 amino acids. The transcript is spliced from 3 exons. Gene Ontology annotation, cellular component: cytoplasm. The record is from RefSeq and is a predicted model, not a curated record. Lineage: Eukaryota; Fungi; Ascomycota; Eurotiomycetes; Eurotiales; Aspergillaceae. Gene Ontology annotation, molecular function: oxidoreductase activity. Gene Ontology annotation, biological process: NADPH regeneration.